Messenger RNA from Gadus chalcogrammus (walleye pollock), 762 nucleotides. It is a transcript of the gene mrpl36, whose product is annotated as mitochondrial ribosomal protein L36. Gene Ontology annotation, cellular component: ribosome; mitochondrial large ribosomal subunit. The record is from RefSeq and is a predicted model, not a curated record. NCBI's taxonomy places the organism in Eukaryota, Metazoa, Chordata, Actinopteri, Gadiformes, Gadidae. The transcript is spliced from 2 exons. Gene Ontology annotation, biological process: ribosome biogenesis; translation. Bases 138 to 551 code for a protein of 137 amino acids. Gene Ontology annotation, molecular function: structural constituent of ribosome.
AGGAUUCCGUGGUUGCUGGCGAAGUCCGUGCAGAUAGAAGUCAUGCUACUUGUCUGUUCUGUGGAUUAUUAAAACACUAUUCCAGGGGCGUACCCCUGUCCAAAUACAUCUUCUGCUUUUAUAAAGGUGCUGUCACCAUGGUGCCCUUCCUCUUCAAGCACCUGGUCACUCCCUUCAGGAUGCCCUGGUUAGCCCUGACGUCGGCCUCCACCACUACCCUCAGGGUGCCCUGGUUAGCCCUGACAUCAGCCUCCGCUCAGCCCAGCUGCUGCAGAAGCCUGUCCACGCUCAGCGCGGCAGCCUCCAGCAGAGCGCUCUCAUCACCCACAGGCAGCAGCCCUAGCCAACCAGCCUCCUCCGGAUCUUCCUCCCGGUGUGGAGCCACCCUGCUGGGCCGCUGUCAGCAGCUCGUCGGCUUCCAGCCAAGCGCUGGGAUGAAGACCAAGACUGCCCUGAAAAGACGCUGCAAAGACUGCUUCAUUGUACGACGCAGGGGACGCUUGUUUGUGUUCUGCAAGACAAACCCCAGGCACAAGCAGAGGCAGGGCUGAACCAUCAGAGAGAAUAGUGAGAUUGGUGGUUUAAGGCCAUGCAUGGUCGAAUUUGACUAAAUGUAAAUGAUUUCUGUUAAAAAAAAUAAAGUAUGUUUCUAUUAUGUGCACUUAAGGUUUGUUUGUAUUAUGUGUGGUUUUCUUUGAUAUCAACUUAUCUCGAUUUUUAACGUUCUAACCCAUUUAUAAAUGUGUCUUUUAUAUUUGUAAU